Molecule: messenger RNA, 1114 nt
Organism: Ostrea edulis (European flat oyster)
Lineage: Eukaryota; Metazoa; Mollusca; Bivalvia; Ostreida; Ostreidae
Exons: 5
Coding region: 47-1012 (321 amino acids)
Source: RefSeq, a predicted model, not a curated record
GAACUUUAUUCUGAUGUAGUGAAUAUAAAAGAUACCAAUCCCAGUAAUGCAGCUUAUACAGUGUAUACGUGUACAACAGAACGUGAAGUCGGUAGUUACACCAGUUAGGAUGGAGAUUCUUGGCUUCUUGUUCAUUGAUAUUUCCAUAACUUUUAGUAGUCUGUUUUGCAAAGCUCUUAGAGUGCAGGGGAUAUGUAAACCAACUGAUGGCGAGUAUCGAUGUUGUACUGACUACAAGCAAGUGGAAAGCCGCUGCAUUCCUUGCAUUGGGUCCUUCGGGAUAAAUUGCACUGGAGGGAUUUGCCACUCUGGAUACUACGGUUUUGGAUGUCAAAAGUUAUGCACGUGCAAAGGAAAUGAAGUUUGUGAUCCCGUAGUCGGAUGUCAAGCAGUGGAAGGUAAUUUAUGGUGGACAAGACUAUCUAUUGCUGAGGCACUAGCGAUCACCUUCUCUGUUUCAUUUGUCCUCAUCGUAAUUUCUGUCAUCAUAUUUAAGAGAAAAUACUCAAGCCGUGUGCCGAGAACCUAUGUAGAAGAAAGACUGCCAGAGAACGCUCUGUAUCACUUGUACGUAGAUAUGGAGAAUGGAUAUGAAAAAUGCGAACCGGGUUCAAAAACCAACUCAAACGGAGAAGGAAAGUUUACCAAAGACAAGAAUUCCGAUUCCAAAGAAGAAAAAAUAAAGACACAAAAAGAAAAGCCAGGAAAGUUUUCAUCAUUUCUGUCUCGGAGACAACAAGCUGAAUCCGACGCUGACAUCCACAGCUAUAUAUCUGUUGUGUCAUCAACAGAGGGGUCACUGUCGAAAGACAUAAAAUCAUCAUCAACAACUAAAGCUAUUCCAACAACACCGGAAGGAAAACCAGUAGCUUCAACACAAGCAAGUAAUACAGGAACUGACGCAAAAGGAACAGCAACAUUAAAGACAAUUGUAACAUCAAAAAGGACCUCGAGAAUCACAGACACCAUACAUUUCUUUGAGAACAGUCGCAAUUCAGAAAACCACGACUGAUGUCAGAAUAAUCCAAUUGCUCAUUCUGUGGACUGCUCACUACUAUCCAUCAAAAUUCAAAAAGUCUAUAUCUAUAUCCAAAAAUAAAGAAUUUAGAGUGUU